Molecule: messenger RNA, 3025 nt
Organism: Lottia gigantea (owl limpet)
Lineage: Eukaryota; Metazoa; Mollusca; Gastropoda; Lottiidae
Exons: 16
Coding region: 1-2394 (797 amino acids)
Source: RefSeq, a predicted model, not a curated record
AUGCCAACGAAAGAUCCGAGAGCCUACGUUAAUCGACAGCCUCUACCUAUUGCGUCUCAGAAAGGGUUAAAACUACAGGCCCGAUGUGAUACAGUGUAUAACCCCAUUCAUCCUAGUAGAGAUAUCGUCCGUUCAGCUAAUUAUAGACGUAGACAAGAACAAUUAGUCACUCAAGGAUUUAACGCAUUGAAUUACCGCCCCUAUGUUGGAAUCGGUGAUCCAUUCUACCUUGAUGAAAAACGCCUGGUGCUGAGUGCUCUAGGACAGUGGGAAGAGUCAGAUGAAUCGUGCUAUAGUUCUAGUUCUGAUGAAGAUGAACGAGGACUGGAAGUCACUAAACAGAAAAAAUCAAACUCGGCUGCUAAUUUUAUGCUGCGUAGAAAAAAGCGGGAACUUAACAAUUUGAAUAAGGAAGUUAGACAUGGAAGGAAUUUGAUAAGAAACGUAAAAUUGGGACACGGAUUAUUUGAUUUGAUAAAACAAGAACGACAGGCUAAGAAAGCAGCAAUAGCUGAAGCGUACAGGAAGAAGGCAGAAGAGGCACGUAACGCCUGGCAACAACCCAAAUCAGACAGUAGUUCCGAUGAAUCUGAGAAUGAUAUUCCUCAAGAUACAGAACUGGACAGUAGUUAUUUUUCUGGAGGGGAACAGGAUAGCAUAUUUUUAACACAACCAAAUACUCCAGGUGAUGGUUCACGACCCAAUAGUUCUAAAUCAACACCACGUAAGAAGAAGAAAAACAUCCCACCUCGUCCUUUUACACCGAAAUAUACCAGUUUAUCAGAGGUCACUGAUCACACGGCAGACUUCGAAGCCAACAUUACGUCCAGUUUAAACCCUUCACGAGAUGUAUCACCUGAUAAUCGUUCUGUAGUCCCAAUUGAUCCAGACUCAAUGAACACUGCUGUUGAUAAUUCUGUGAUUUCAUUUGAUGUUUCAAGAGAUUCUUUGUUCCGUCAAUUAUGUGUAUUGAACUGGAUAUUAGAGGCUAUGAAUAUAGAACAAGGAUGUACGAUGUCUUCAAUAACAACCUGCUGGAAACUCAGUAAAAGUGACAUGGGAGGUAAUAAGGUUUCAAAAGGAAGAAUACAAAAUCAGAAGACAGCUCAGACCAAGUGGGAUCAGUUUGUUACUAAUACUGGAGCCCAUGCUAAGAUUAGCAAAAGAUCGAGACUGAGUCGUCAAUAUAACAGACGAGUUCAACUGACUCGAACAUCAUUAAGCCCUAGCAACAGUUCAAUACAUUUAAAUACAACCAAUCAGAGCUCAGUAUCUCAUUCACCCCUGCCCAAUACUAUAGAUGAGACAUCAGCCAUGACACCUGUACCAGAAAAAGAAGAUGAAGAGACACCAUAUAGCAGAAGUAUAUUUAAGUUUCUAGAUGAAUAUUAUUCAAGUUUAAAUCGUGGUGAGGGCCAUAUUAGUGAUAAACUGGACAGUGUAUACUAUGGUCGAUACGAACGCAACGAUACAUCACCUGAUAGAUUCAAACGAGAUAAAAGGGCCAGUGUAUCUGAAGGGAGAGCCAGUAGAAAAUCUCACAGAAACAAGUCUCCAGACAGACGCAGUUCGAGAAGGGAAUCAAGAGUGCAGUCUGCUAAAACUAUCUCCACAAUUGAAGACCAGCGACCAUCGAGAAUUUCAACAGCUCAUUCCAAAAUUAUUCGACCAAAAACAACACAAGGUUUAGUCGACUAUCAAGCCACAUUGCCUAGCAACAGAUUCCAAAAUCUGUCCACCAAUCUAAGGAAUAAAUUUGAAGAAAUUCAAGAAGACAAGGCGCUGACUUUACAUGAUAUUUUACAGAAAUUAGACAGAGAUCGUCUGAGUAAAUGUCUAUCGAAAUAUGAAGCUAUCCAGGCUGGUAACAGUAUGUGGACAUCUCUAGAGAAAAUGAGAGAAGGUGCUAUCUCUAGAAACCAGAAUCCACAGAGAAGAAAAGAAUCUUCUUUCAAAGGAAACUGGUAUUCUGACCUACAAGACAGUAUUCCACGACAACUAAAAGAGUUAUGGUAUUAUAAACUCAUCCUCAAUAAACUGGGAAACUUUGGAUUGAUUGAAAACGUCAGCCGUCAGAGCCCGUAUCCAUUUAUAAAAGCUCUGGGUACGUUACGUGAUUGGGAAAUAUGUAGUCCAGAUGUCACUGCUGCAGUAGAGUUCUGUCGAGAAAAAAUCGUGGAUAUGACAAUCGAAGAAUUUGAGGAAUGGUUUCAGCAACAGUUUCCAACGGUAACCAGACCUCAUACAGCCUCCUCUACAGUUAAAGGCAAAGAACAAAAAGACCAGAUGAUCACAGCUUCAUUACCAUCAUCUCAAUCAUCCAGACCUACAACCACAGGGACUCGAACCACUAGCAGUAAGAGUAGUAGGAGCGGUCUGGUUCCUUUCACGUAAUGAUCUCACUGGAAAUAGUUAGCCACCCCUCAAUCUUUUAUUGAACUCUUUCUAGUAUUUAUUUUAUUAUUCAAUAUGAAUCUUCAGAAGAGCUCAUUUGCAAAAUUAGGGGUGUUUUCAAUAUUUAUCUUACUUCCAACUUUGCAUUUUAUGACAUAAACACACAAAAUGUAGUUAAAGAAAUUAUAUUUUUAUAUUUAGUAGAUUCAGAAAGGCAUGAAUUGUUUAGGACAUAUUUAUUUAUUUAUUGGAUCCUGUUAACCAGCUUGUCCUUGGACAUUCUCUUGGCAACGAUCUUUCCGGGAUUAUCCGUUACCAUUCAAAGCUGGGUCGACUGGAAUAAUGAGGAUACUGUCUACUAUCUGAUCCUUGGACAAUCUCUCUGCAGCGAUCUUUCUUAGAUUAUCUGUACCCAUUCAAAGCUAGGUCGACUGGAAUAAUGAGGAUUUUUCAGAGAGUCCACAUAGCUGACAUCGUUCAUCAUGACUGUUCAAUAUUUAUACAAAUCUAUUUUGUGAUAUUUUAUUUUUUAUAUCUGGUAUAUAUAUUGAUCAAAUCUCGUAUUUUUCUAUUUUGAAUUUGUUGCUUUACUUGAACUAGAUCUUUUAUAAUUAAUAAAAAUAAUAAAUAU